This is a messenger RNA of Microthlaspi erraticum, 426 nucleotides long. The record is from the annotation of a GenBank genome assembly. NCBI's taxonomy places the organism in Eukaryota, Viridiplantae, Streptophyta, Magnoliopsida, Brassicales, Brassicaceae.
AUGAAAGGAAAAUCUGUGGUUUUAAGUGUGCUCAUAAUGAGUGUUGUCUUGGCGCAAAUUCAAGUAGAAGCAUCAAAGAAGUACUGCUGCGCUACCCAGGCUGAUUUUGGAAACCUUUUUAACUGCCUUUUUGGGGGAGACCCAGAAUUUCCUUGUGUAUACCGCAAUCACUGCAUAAUCAUUGACACGACAACUUGCCCUCCGGAAUUUCCUAUUUCGAGAUUUUCUACCAACAAUCUCGAAAACUCUGGGAAAAUUGUCGAUGAAUACUGCAAGUUGGGGUGUGCAUCCUCUGUGUGUGGUGCCAUAACCACUCUCCCAAAAUCUGACGCAAGUGAAAUCGUGAAUGAAGCUGUUGCACAAUGUACCAAUGCAUGCUCUACUUUCUGCUCCAAGGGCUCUAAAACCGCACAUGAAACUGCAUAA